UCAAUAAAAACAUCGUGAGUUGUGGAUUUCGUUUCGUAUAAGUUUAAUUCAUUGAUUUUUCAAGCUUUUCUUUAAUGAAAUAGUAUAUUGUUUUUGUCAAAAGUGUAAUAAAGAAAACGGUGCGUUCGAUUGGUGAGUUAACAAUUGUAAAAGUCAGUGGCAGCAGAAGUACAUUGUUCAUUUAACAUGGCGCUGUGUAACGACAUGUGCGGGUGAUAACGCUCGUCCUUUGUCGUGCUAGUUUUCUAUUUUGAGUGUAAAACAUUUGUGUUGUUAAUGAUUUACGAGUUGCGUGUGUUUGUAACGUCGUAGGGCUGUUACAUAACGGAUUUUGGGUCUUGUAUGUAAAGUUACGACACAGCUACUGCAAUGGUGAAAACCCGUCGCAGUAAUGGAGAAAACGGGGAGGUUGACGAUGGGAAUUACGCUAUGAACGACGUGGGCAUCGUGUCCAAUGAGAAGACGCCUAAGCCGUCCAAUUGGACACCCCGAGAGUUGAGGAGCAGCCAGUACAAAGUAACCCGGAAGAUACAACGCUGGCCUACUAAAUAUAGCCGCCGCCUACGAACGAUUAAAAUGCCUCGGAUCGUGUUCCCCGAAAGCGAUACAGAACCUGAAAAAUAUUCAAGGAGAUCCAGACAAGUACGCGUGUUCUUCGCCGACGACAAUGACUCCACUAACAGAAGCGUGAAGAUACGCCGCAGUCGCGGCCCGCGGAAGAACUACAUGGAAGAUAGUGAAGACAAGCCUAUACAAGAGAAUGUUAGGCGAAGCUGUCGCAAACGCAAAUUGUUACACCACAACUUCAACGAGAGCUGGAUCACCAACGAGCUGAAAGUGAAGGGCUAUCCCGACCUGUACGGCUUUCCCGGCUCUAGCUCGUCCGACGAAUUCUCUUCGGCUGACGAGGCCAGAGUCGCUAGCAAGAAACUGACCCGUAGUCAUCCUCCUACCAAUACCGACGAAGACACCCAAUUGUCGCGACAGAGAAGAACUUCAGCCAGAUUCAACAAUAAGAAAACUAAUGAUGCAACAGAAUCAGAUUCAGAUGAGGAUAACAACCAAACAGUUAUUGAGAAGAAACCUACAGAAGAGAACACGAAAGAAGAUGAUAAGAUGGAGGUAGAAGUUCCCGCUAAAGAUAAAGAGGAUGAUAAGGAAGUUAAGCAGGAGGAUCAACAGCCCGUACAGGGACAGGAUAGCGAAAGUAAUCAAGCCCUGACUAGGACUAGAAGGAAGGCAGCUCGCGGCAAACCUAAGAAGGAUGAUAGUCAACAAGAAACAGAGUCGUCAUCAUCGGAGUCAGGCAGUGAGCUGACUCUCAGCCGGCAGCCGCGCCGCUCCAAGCGCACGCGCAAGCCCAAGCCCGCCUUCGUGCAGAUUGCGCAAGACGAGAACCGAUCUAGAGCAAAAACAUUCACAAUCAGAAAGAAACCAUACUGUCUAAGAGAGAGGAAGCCCAAUAUUUUGCGCAGAAAGACAAUCAGAUCACAAUCACCGUCCAGUUCGACUAGCAGCAGUACAUCUAGUUCAGACACGGAGGAAGAUCUUAAUGUGUCUAUGAAAAACAAGACUAAGGGCAGACAAAAGUCAAAAUCAACGGAUGAUAAGAAGAAUGACAAAGCAUUGAGAGAUAUACAGCCUGUUGAAGUCGACGGUAGCGUUAGAUUCACUUCGGUCGGAGGUUUAGAAGAACACAUAAAAUGCUUACGAGAAAUGGUGCUUUUCCCUCUCAUGUAUCCAGAUUUAUUCCAAAAAUUCAAGACGCGACCAGCCAAAGGGGUUUUGUUCCACGGCCCACCGGGUACGGGCAAGACGUUGUUAGCCCGGGCUCUAGCUAACGAAUGCUCGUUGGUUGGGGGAAGGAAAGUAGCUUUCUUUAUGAGGAAGGGAGCGGAUUGCUUGAAGAAGUGGGUCGGAGAGAGUGAGAGACAUCUCAAGCUGCUGUUCCAACAGGCGAACAAAAUGAAGCCGUCCAUAAUAUUCUUCGACGAGAUCGACGCUCUAGCACCGGUCCGCAGCGUGCGGCAGGAGCAGGUGCACACCAGCGUCGUCGGCACCCUGCUGGCCGAGAUGGACGGCCUGUGUGACCGAGGCGAAGUGGUGAUAAUCGGUGCUACAAAUCGUCUCGACGCCGUCGACCCGGCGUUACGUCGCGCGGGGCGGUUCGACCGCGAGCUGCACUUCCCGCCGCCCCACGCGGCCGCAAGGAGAGAUAUACUCGAUAUAUACACUAAGGACUGGCAGCCAAGACCUAGUGAAGAUACGCUGGAUUAUCUGGCUGAAGUCACUGGGGGUUAUGGAGGUUCCGAUCUUAAAGCGCUAUGUUCAGAAGCAGUGCUGAAAGCGCUGCGGAGGGUAUACCCACAAGUGUACGAAAGUGAACACGCUUUGCUCAUCGAUGCUAAGAAUGUGGAAGUAACCCGUCGAGAUCUCCUAGAAGCCAUGCAUUCACUAGUAGCGGCCGGAGCUCGUACUGCCCCGCUAGCUGCCCGACGCCUGCCCGCACACUGCGUGCCGCUGCUGCAGGCGCAAGUGCAGGCCGCCUACAGUCUGCUGCAGAACGUGUUCCCGCUCACCAGCGUCACUGAGAGGCGGAUCUGCGAGCCAUCCCUCUCACAGAGUGUAUUACUAAUCACGGGAGAAUGCGCGGAGACACACAUCGCGCCGGCGUUACUCGCUCAGCUAGAGCACUGCACUGUGAAGGAGCUCAGCAUGUCUACUCUGCACUCCGCGCAUACGUUUACACAGGAACAGGCUUUAAUAUCGGUAUUUUCGGAAUGUCGUCGUGCAGACCGCGGCUGCGUACUCUUCAUUCGCGACGUGACACUAGUGUGGGCGACACUAUCGACACUACUGCGACAGUUGUGUCGAGCUCGGGCUGCCGGGGACAACACGUUACUGCUCGCUACUGCUGACUGCCCGCAUGACCAGCUGCCUAUAGAGUUACAAGACCUAUUCCCAGUCUACAAGGACUGCGUCUACAGGGUGCGUGAACCGAACGCGUCGGAAGUGAUCAGCUUCCUCAAGCCGGUGCUAGCUGACGCGUUGUUAGACCCGCCGCCCGUUGAGAGUAACGAACCGCCGCCUCCGUUGCCUAGAGCCCCUCCACCCCCACCGCCGCGGGAGACGGCAGAAGAAGUAACUCGGCGCAAGCGCAAAGAGGACUACAAGCUGCGCGAGCUGCGGAUAUUCCUGCGAGACAUCUGCCGCAAGCUCGCCUCCAACAGGCGCUUCUAUAAGUUCACUAAACCUGUGGAUUUGGAGGAGGUAACAGACUACCUAGACAUUGUCACUCAGCCGAUGGACUUGGAAACAAUGAUGACGAAAGUCGACAUGCACAAGUACAACUGCGCGAAGGAGUUCCUGGAUGAUAUCGACCUCAUUUGUGCCAACGCGCUUGAGUAUAACCCUGACAGAACGUCAUCAGACAAGCAGAUACGCCACGAAGCUUGUUCGUUACGCGAUCACGCGCAUGCGCUCAUUGACGUGGAAAUGGACAGCGACUUCGAGUUAGAAUGUCAGGAAAUUGCUAAGAGAAGACAGGAGGAGGGCAAUAUGGCCGACAAUGAUCUGCCCGAUUUUAUUUGUACGGCUUCUAAUUUACAUCACUUCGACUCUAUAGUGAGUGAAAAGUCGCGGACGCCACAGAACGGCGACAAGAGCGAUCCCCACUCAGCCAAGCGCAAGCGUAGACGGAUGAACGCCUGGUCGAAGGGACUGGUUGUGAAGCGAGCUAAGACUUCUAAGAACUUCAAAGACUCAAGCAUGGCGAUAACAGACGAGGAAUCCAAAGAGAACAAACCUAUCACAUCGACCCCGCUGCCCAACGGCGAGGUGUCCACAUCGUCUGCGUCGGACGACGACGCCCCGCUGCGUCGCCCACAGGAUAACGAUACCAUGUUCAAUAUUAGCGCCCAGAGUGUUGUUAAUAAUCAUGUUUUGGAAAGUCCUACGAAGUCAUCAGAAAAAACGCCGUCAAAGACAUCACCAAAGAAGAGGAAUUCAGGUCACGAUCAUUCGAGCGGAGACACGGAGAAAGUACUGAUAAACAAGACUGAGUUAGAUAACGUUGUAUAUAAGAACGCGAAGUCAUUACGAAUGAUCGGGCUCGAAGCUCUCUUAGACUUGCACGCACAAAUGUCACACGUCGUCCACACGUAUUCCACAAAGCACGACAGAACCAAGUUACCGCAGGAACUUCACGCCACUGUCACGAGGUACUUGCAGCACGCGAAGAAAUGAACAUCAUGUAUAAUUGGCAGGACUUGUAAAUUGUAAGUUAAAAACUUAAGUUUGUUGAAAGCCUGGUUAAAUGUACAAAUGAGGUCUGAAGGCGUAGAGUAGUGUUGUUCAUCUGAAUGUUUGAGGAUGAUUUGAAAAAAGAACAAUUUUUGACGUUUUUCUGUUAGGUUUUUGUUUUAUUAUGACGUAGGACUAGAGGUGUUGUUGAGAAGGACUCGCUUAGAUAUAGGCUCGUUUACACUAGUUCGAGUAACUUUGAACCGUGGUCGUCAAACGAUUCUGUGUUUGCAAGGGAACUCGACCUAGUGUAAACGAAGCAUGGCAGGUUGUGAACACAUCUUAUGACCGAGCGAGAUUUAUUUAUAUUGAAUACGAAUAGUAACAUUGCUUUUUGCGGCAGCAGCUUUUUGUAACAAAAACAAAAAAAAAAAACAUUUUUACGUUUCAAAUUACACCUAGGUUGUUUACGUAAUACUUUAACAUCGAAAUGGUCAUUGGUAUCGAUAAAUUUUAAGCGAUAUCUUGACAUUUUAUCGAUAAUAAUCGGUAGGAUUUCUAGUAUCGGUUUACCAUUAGUAUUAACUGCCAUCAGUAUAGUUCUUAGAUGGAUCGAAAUUUGGAAUAUCACAUUCCAUAUUUUUACGAAUUUGAUCAUAUCUUAAGCGCCCCGUUUACCUAAAGAAUUAGGAACAUUGCGUACAUUAUUUAUUUAUUAAUAACUUAAUACAUAAACCAAUUGGCUUGAAUACAUAUUAAAAAAAGAUUCGUAUCAUCUCUAUUUAGUCAUUGAGAUAUUCAAAAUUUUAAGAGAAACCGUCUUUCCUUACAACGUAGACGCGGCGCUUAAAGGUGGGUACAGACAUACUGUUCACAUCACCAAUUACUGCACUUUACAUACACAGUUCUUCAGUAUGUAUGUGCCCACCCUAACUUCGAUAAAUAAUUAAGACGAGUGUUGUGGUCCUGUAAUACGGACAUUUACCGAUCACUGCCUAAAUUGGCUUUGCGAUUAUAUUAUAUUAAAAUGCAUUUCUCAACUGAUCCCAUCGGGCACCGAUAAAUUAUCGGACCGAUUUACACAUUAUCGGAUGUCCGAUUGAAGGAUAGGAGGAACGCUCUGAGUGUGGUUGAUGUGUGACGGGCGAUGCAAAUCUGACGAAAAUCUGAUAAAAGCUAGUUGAAAAAGAACUUUGUGUCAUAAGUAUAAGGUUGAGAAUUGAAUUGAAAAAAUUAACAAUAGUGAUCUUGUUUAUUGUGAACAAAUUUAACUCUUAUGUGUUACGUAAUAUGGAUGUAUUUUGGAUGAAUGUUUCGUCAGAUUUGUUUCGUCCAAAUAAUAGUCGAAUAUUAACCAUUCCUAAUGAGCCAAAUUGUGAGUGAGAUUAUCAAUAUUUAAUGUCUGAUUGAAAUGCUAUUGGUUUCGAUAGAUUUUGCUGGUAAAAUGUACAGGUGGUUUACAGCUUUGGGCGAACAGUGCUAAAGCUCGUAUUGUCUAUAAGAUUGGAGACAACGCCAUCUGCCGUCUAGAUUUAGAACAUGGAUCAGUAUUAAUUACUAUGAAUUAUCUUGCAUUUUAUAAUCUAGUGUAACAUUUAGAACAAUUAUAAUUAGUAAUAUAUUUUAAUAAAAUAUUAUUGCAUAUCUUCUUUAUCACUGCCAUUUUAUUCGUACUUAAUCGCCAUGUUUACAUCUAUUUGACAAAAGAUGGCGUUGUUCACAGCUAUUGAAAAUAAUGUUUUAAAAUCUUCUAAAAUCGCUUCAGAAUGGGUACAAUUUCUUCUGAUUACGGACUGAACAUAUGAGCAUCUACAGUCAGAAAAAAUCAUUUUUCCGUAUGUCCAAUAGCAUUUCAAUGAGACGCCUAGGUUAGGUUUAAAACUAAACAAGUAAAAGCCCGCUGGUCUGUGAUAUGUACAGAAGGUUUAUAUAACAUGUAUAUACGUCACUAUAUGCUUCGUGUCCGAUAGAUGCGCGCUUUACUACAUACUAAGAUUGACCCACCCGCGCCUAUUCGACUGGUCGAGAACAAAUCUAUAAAAAAGUGUUAUUAACUAGAAAUAUAUCUGUGUAUUUAAGACAUAUAGUAAUUAUAAAAACCGACUUCAAAUUGCUCAUGCAAAGCCUUACAAUAUAAAUUAAAUACGUGUGCGCAAAAAUAGUCGUAAUUUUAUUGUUUAAUAAUACAAACAGCCAAUCGAAUAGGUCGCGUGUCUCAAUACAAAACUCCUAUUAAAAUAAACUAUUGAGAAUUAAAUUCAUAGUCCGUUAGUACCCAAAAUUAUAAACAAUUUGGCUUUUUAGGUGUGAAAUUAAGAAAGAAAAAAAAAAACGAAAUUUAUGCACUGAUUUGCGAGUUUUAAAAACAGAUUUACCAAAUAAGCUGAACUAACGUAUCUUGCUUAAUUUAGGAUAAGGUUGUACUAACGUUAACGUAACUUAAGAUAUAUUUUUUCAUUCACGUUGAAUUAAUUUCAUAUUUAAAUUAUUAUUGGUUUAUCUGUGACGUUAUUGUGGAAUUGUGUCCGAGUUGGGCGAUGUUGGAAUGUUUGAAAUAAUCGGAGUAUUGAUGUUGUUUAGAUAGCAAAUGUUUAGAUGUAAUGUAUAGACAUUAUCUCGUGUUUGGGGAGUCAUUGAUUCGUAAGGUACAAAACCGUCUAUUUCAAUUAAGGUGUUAUUCUAAUAGAUCAAAAUGUCACAUUUUAAUUUGAUAUUGUACCUCUUCGGAGGAAUAUUCAACAUCUUAUGAACAAGUAAUGCGAUCUAUUAGGUUGAUACAAUUAUUAAGUGACGUACGUUGUUGUAAGUUUGUCUAAGUUGAAGUUAUAAUAAACGUUUACUACUUAAACGAUAACAAAUUGGAUUAAUUGAGUAAAUAAAAUGUAUAACGAAUUGUGGUACGAUUUGAUUUGCACACUACAAUUAUAAAGUUUAGAGAAAGUGAACUUUAAGUACUUCGCAAUAAGGUAUAAAAUUGAGUGUGCAAAUCAGAUUCUGCCGAAAAGACAGGGAAAUGAUUAGAAAAUGUUAAGACGUAAAUACGAUCAUAAACGUUAGUGAAUAUUUCAUGAUUAUAAAUCGUAAUCGAAUUGGUAUGUACGAAAUUGAUCCUUAUUUCUAUGGCAUAAGUUUUCAAAAAUGCAGUAAAAAUUUUAUUCGAACGUUUGUUUCACAAAAUAUUGUGUACGUAAUUGCAUGCAUUUGUUGCUCUAUAUUAUCAAUUCUGACUUAAUUAAUAUGAUGCAGAUUUUAGCUUUAUUUUAGCGAUACUGCAGUUUGAAGCCUUUUAAAAAACUUGGAAUCCUCCUUACUUAUAAAGUAUGCACUCAGUAUGAUCGAUGUUUAUUUUAUUAUUUACCUACAGUAAAGGGAUACAUUUUAAAAACUCUUAUUUAUGCAGUAUUUUUUAUUAACAAUGAAAUGAUUAUUUUAUAUAAUAAAAUUGAUUUGCGGAAUCGAAUUAAAAAGUUUUAAUGCCACAUGACUUAUAAUUAAGGAGGCAAAAUUACUAUUAUUUUUAGUACUUAAAAAUACUUCAAUUAUGUAUAUUUACUUAUGUAUUUAUGUAACAUUUCUUCAGUAAUGUAUUUAUGAUAAAAUUUAAAUAGUAUUUAUCGAAUAAUUGAUACAAAGCCGUGUGAUAUUGAUGGAAUAAACAGCAUAUAGUUGAUAUGUUAGACAAAAUAGUUACCUCAAAACUUUCCGUACCCCGUUAACUUCUUGAGAUUCAAAAGGGCGUAAGUGUCAUUGGCCAUCAUGGUUCUUACGUCGUUUUAAUUUCGAAGAAGUGUGCAAUUUUUUACUGGUCAAGAUAAUAUUGUAAAGAGGUUGUUAAUGUAAGUAAAGGGGGUGGGAUUAUUAGUUUAAUCUGUGACCUAAAGUAAUGUUAUAUGGUUGAUUUGCCUACAAAAAAGCUGUAAGUAUAGAGAUACAGAGCCAGCUGUUGUUCAGUUGGCCAAAUGGGAACUAACAUUUGACAGAAAUUUAUGUCAGUACUCCCAGAUUCGCAGUGUAACGCAGGUGUACCUUAUACAAUUCAGCUACAUAGGUCUUGUAACACAAUAUUGGAAAUAUAGGCUUGUGACGUGCAAUGCUGGCUAUACGUACCUUCUAAAUGCGUGUAUAUCAAUGAACGUGCCUCCACAAUUGGUGAUAAAAAACUCGAAUAAAAUUAAAUUGCUUUAUUUAUUUUCUUUAGAUCACAGGUUAAACUGAACCGAUAGUUAUUCAAUAGAUAGAAUUUCAUACAAAAAUAUAAAAUUGUAAGACAGAUUAUUAAAAAAAUGUGUGUAAAAUGAAUAAAAUUGCUUGCAUUUGCUCAAUGUGGAGUAUCUACGAUGUUUGUAAGCGCUCACAGUAUCCACCGUUCGAUUAGUGUAUAAUUUUGUAUUUAUAAAAUCAUAUUUAAAUUGAAAAUAAAAGGGUAUGAUUUCAUGUGAUAUCGAA
Helicoverpa zea (corn earworm) is the source of this 8688-nucleotide messenger RNA. Its product is annotated as ATPase family AAA domain-containing protein 2-like. Lineage: Eukaryota; Metazoa; Arthropoda; Insecta; Lepidoptera; Noctuidae. Gene Ontology annotation, cellular component: nucleus. The coding region runs from base 370 to 4245 and encodes 1291 amino acids. Gene Ontology annotation, biological process: positive regulation of transcription by RNA polymerase II. The record is from RefSeq and is a predicted model, not a curated record. Gene Ontology annotation, molecular function: ATP binding; ATP hydrolysis activity; chromatin binding. The transcript has 27 exons.